Messenger RNA from Caenorhabditis auriculariae, 5546 nucleotides. Lineage: Eukaryota; Metazoa; Nematoda; Chromadorea; Rhabditida; Rhabditidae. The record is from the annotation of a GenBank genome assembly.
AUGGCGUACAACUACCAUUUCGACAUCGCGACUUCUUCUAGGGGCAAGGUUCGUCUUUUUUUCUGAAACUAGAACUUGGAAAGUUCAUCUAAUUUUCAUUCGUGCUUAUUUUAAAAAUUUAUGGAAAAGAGAGUUUUUUUUCUUCGAAAUAUCAAGAAAUUGGAUGUAAUAAAAUACGCAAAAAAACUAUUAAAAAGAGAUUGAUCUUUCAUUUUUCAGAUCCUGCUGAAGCUUAUCUUUAAAUGGAAGUCUUCAAUUUGGAAAGCAGUUUAUGGGUUGGUUCAUUUCAAACUUGCAACUAUGAAGUUUAUUUUUUGGACGAGUUUUAAAUAAAGUCAGAUGGGGUUUCGGUCACGUCAGGAACUCAAUCUUUCUGAUAUUUUCUGGAGUUUUUAUGAUUUUUAUUUUUAAUACUCUGAUGUAGUUUUAGCUCAGAGAAAAAACCAAAGUUUCAGAAACUUUCAGAAAUAUUCAAUCCCUUACAAGAAAGUUGUGACCAAGUCGCGUUUUUCAUUAUUUUUUCUGACGAUGUAGUCUGUGUGCCCCGACUUGAAAUUUCACGGAACGACAUUCCGCUGUUCCGCUGCGUGCGUUCGCGAAGCGUCUUUCGAGUCUAGGUCACGUUUUCAAUUGAUUUUUAUCGCUCUAGGUACAAAUUAAAGUGGAGUACCUUAAUAAAAGAAAAAAAAAUCAAAAGUGCGACCUAGGAUCGCAAAAGCGCGCAGCGGAACAGCGGAAUGUCGUUCGGUGAAAUUCCAAGCUGUGGUACACAGGCUAUAAGUUACAAUUUUUUUCUAAUUUUUUUUUCUAUUUUUUUUCUAGUUUUUUUUUAAAGAAUUUUUUUCUGAUUUCAGAGAACUUAUCGUCUGGUGCUUCCUCUACUUUUUCAUCUCCAUCAUUUAUCGAUUCGCCCUCAAUGAAAAGCAACAAGAGUGAGUUUCUUUAGAGAAACGUCACUAGGCAUUAUCGGUAGAAGAUCCAAAAAUAGACUGGUAAUCUGAAAAUUUUAUUACUUUUCCGCUGGUUACUGAUUCUCACGAUAUCAGCUCCUGGAAAUGGAACGAGGAAAUUUCAAAUAAUAAUGAAUUUUCAUAUUUUUUCGAUUCAAAACGGUUCCAAUCAGUUAUGAGAUCAUAAAAAUAAAAAAAAAUAAUGAAAGCUCUAUCUAUUUUAUGUCAUUUUUCAGUGGAUUCGAGCGAUUCGUACUGUUCAUUAAUAAGCGAAUGGGGUACAUUCCAGUCAAUUUUAUGCUCGGAUUUUUCGUCACGAUUGUCAGUAACAGAUGGACCACGCAGUUUGGAAACUUGGGGAUGAUUGACAAGUAAGAAAAAAUUGGAAAAUUAGGAAAAAAAAAUUUCAGCAUUGCUCUGUUUACAUCGGCCUACGUCAAUGGGAGAGAUGAAAGAUCAAGAAAUAUCCGGAGAAAUAUUGUUAGGUGAGUAUGAAAAUCAGAAAUUUUACGAAAAGGUGAUAGAAAAAGCUUAGAAUAUUUUUAAGCUUAUAUCCUUCAUUUUUUUCUUUCCACCUUUUCUGGUCUUUUUUCUAAAACCUAGGAGCCUCCCCUACAUUCUUUUUAUUCCUGUUAAUCUUAAUAAAUCUAGCGACCGCAAAGCCCCGCCCCUUUUCGCGAGGGAAAAAAGGCCAUUUUUUUGGUAUUCCGUUUUUGAUUGUUUCGUACAGCCGAUAGAAACAAUGAAAAAUGAUGAAAAUUUAAGCAUACAUGUAGAAAAGGUUCCUCUUUCCGUUGAAAAGGUUUUUAGGUACUUUCCAUGUGUUUCAACGGAGUGUCGUACGGAAUAGUGACGCGAGUUCGAAAAAUAAACUUAGUUUUGCGUUUUGAUAUUCAUAUAGGUCGCGGACAAAGUUGAUUUUUUGAAAACUACUUAUAAACAGUAAAUUAAAUUGUUUAAGCCCAAAAAAUAAAACUUCUAUGAUCGCCGAAAAAAUUGAGAGGCGCGCAAAGUCAAAAAUUGUUUUCUCAAUUGCAAUGCAGUAUUGGAAGAUGUUUAUGCUUUUUUCAUAUUGAGAAAAACAUUGCUCAAAUAAUACUUGUUGACAACUACAAGCAAAUGUACUGCUUUGAGUGGUAAAAAAGCUGGAGAAUUUUUUGCGAGUUGUUUUGAAACAUUUCCCGGUCGAGGACACGCGUUUCUUCCUACUCAUUUAUAAGAGUUUUUAAUUUUCAAACAAACAAAGCAAUAAAAUCAAAAAUUCAAGAUCGCCGAAAAAUUUUUCUUAAAAAAAAAGGUGAAUAAAAGUAGGCGAAAUUACAUUUUUAUGGGAUUCAAAGAGCACAGUAGGCUGUCUUUGUGCAGUCACUGAGACGAAAAUGAUGAUAAAGUGGGAUUACAGCUCGUAAAACCUUCUCUUUUGGCUCCUGAAACCGUGCCGACCUUGCAAAUAAGGGUGCGCGCAGAUUGCAUGCGAAUUCGCAAAACCAAAAUUUCAGUGCAAAAAGUUUUGCUUUUCGAUUACUUUUAAAUAUUGUUUUCUCCUCUUAAUCUUAAUAUUUUUCGUUUUUCUUUUCUGUUUUCGCAUACUACAUGUUAAAAUCAUUAUUUUUAUAACAAAAACGAGGAGCUAGCUUAAGUUCGAAAAAUAGGUCUGUGGUCCCUAAAUAAAUCAAUAAAAAGUCUUUAAAAAAACUUUAUAGGUACUGUGUCAUGUCCCAAACGAUGGUCUUCCGCGACAUCCAUUUCGGAGUCCGAAAAAGGUUCCCAACAUUGGAAACCAUGGUUGCCGCCGGCAUAAUGAUGCCCCACGAACUCCACAAGUUCAACGACGUCAAGACCAGGUAUCCAAGUUCGACUCCUCCCCACGUUUUUGCCAUUUUCAGAUACGCCAAGUACUGGUUAGGAUUCAACUGGGCGCUUCAUUUGCUCAAUUUGGCCAAGAAAGAGGGAAGAAUCGAUGGCGAUAUUCCAAGAGACGCUGUUGCUCAGGUUGGCUCACCUUAUAAAUUAUUCUAUGAAGGGAUUCAGGAAAUUCGAACCUUCAGGACGGGUCUUUCACUUAUUUGGACUUAUGAUUGGGUGCCGCUUCCACUUAUGUGAGAAACUUCAAGUUUUGAUGAAGAUUUAAAGAUUUCUAGGUAUCCUCAACUCGUUUUCAUGGCUGUCCACUGCUAUUUCUUGCUUUGUCUGAUUGGCAGACAGUUCAUUAUCCGACCAGAAGCCGUCAAUUCAACCGAGGUUCAAGCUUUGAAUCUCAAGUUGAAGAAGAGCUUCUCCAGAUCGACUUGUGGAUUCCGUUCAUGACAAUCAUCGAGUUCCUUUUCUACAUGGGAUGGCUUAAGGUUUUUUCCGGAAACCACGGAAAUUUUAAGCUUCUCCUUGAUUAGGUAGCGAUGGACCUUCUGAAUCCGUUUGGAGAAGACGACGACGAUUUCGAUUGUAAUUUCUUGAUCGAUAGAAACUUGACAGUUUCUAUGGCGGCCGUUGACGAUUCUUAUGACGAUCUUCCGGAGAUCAGAAAAGACAUGUUCUGGGAUGAUACCGUAUCUCCGCUUUAUUCCUCCGAAGCCGCUCAAAAGAACGUCAACUUCUACAUGGGCAGUGCUACGAAUGCCGUGUGAGUUUUGGAAAUGAUGAUCAGAGCAAAAUUGGGUUCAAACAGCGAAGAAAGAUGUUUAAAAUCAGAAAAAAAGGGUUCAAAACAAUGGAGAAAACUUCAGACAAGAAAAAUGAACAAAAUUGUGCCAAAAAUACUGAAAAGACACUUAUUUGAUAUUUAUUGUCCUGUAUAAUAUCACAUACAUUGGUUUCAAUUUUUUAAUUCUUUGAUUUUGAAUACAUUUUACCGAAGUUUUCUAAAACUAUAUAUCAAAAAAUCAUUGCUUAAAAAAUUUUUUUUGUUCUGAAAACCUUGAAAAGAGAAGCCGCUUCGACUGAAACUUAUUUACCUUUUUUCAUUCAAACUUUCGCAGACUUCCCGAAGUCACCGAAUACACCAUGGUACCACAUCCGACCAAUGAGAGACACGAUAGAUACGCUAAAAAUCCGGCGAGAAGAACUGGAACCACCACAGUUUCUGUCGUCAAAAACGAUAGGUAUUCCCUUUUCUCUGAAAUGAACAGUUUUUCAAUCUUCUUUUCCAGAUCUCCACCGAUGCAACGGAAAAAUUCGACGACAAGCGUUCUUGGCACGACCAUCAACAAUUUGUUCCGACGGCGGACGUCAAAGUUUGUCUUUUGGGGCACUUUUAUCACCUGCGAAAUUGCCACCUUUCAACCUGCUUGAUAGUUUGAACGAGAAAAAAGAUUAGAGGUCAAGUAUAUGCGAAGAUUCACAGAAGAUCACGUGAUUGAGAAAUGAAAUGAAGCAAACUGCAAAUAUUUUGGGAAAAAUUUAAUUUCAUCACUUUAACAGCUCAUUAAUAAAAUAAAAGAAAUUUUAAUUUUUAGGUGACUAAAGGUUGUACAUCAACAUCUAGCAAUGCAACAUAACGACUUGAUAAUGAGAAAUAUUCUAAUACACAAAUUUGAACAAGUUUCUUGAAGUUUCCAAAAACAGGAUGAACACAAUGAAAUUAAACACGUUAAGUAAUAUUUUUUGAAACACUUGCUAAGCGCUACGAUAUUUUUCAAGAUCGUAUACAAAUUUCAUGAUGCUUUAAAGGCAAAAAGUAAUAUUUUACAUACUAGCAAAUACUUUCGAACAUGCUAGAUAUAAUCAAAAAAAGAAAAAAAGAACUUCAAAAAAACUUUUUUUAAAAAAAUUUUUGAAAAAUUUUUGUUGAACUGCCGGUGCUCGCGUAUCGCGUAUCAAUGUCGUACAGUACGCUUGCUUACCGUAACAUAUCAGAAAAUGUUUUUCGGAGCUAUUUUCUGCCAAAUUUAUAGAUUAUCAGCUUUUCCAUGUACUUUGCUCCAAAAUUUCGCACGAGGCGAUUUUUAACGCUUGAUUUUUGUCCAGUCGGCACAUCAAAAGAAUUCCACGGUUGUUCCAUUUUUUAUCAUGCUUCAAAAUUUAGACAAAUGCUAUUUUUGGGGUAUGCGUUUAGGAACAAGGGAUAUUUCGCUAUGGUUUUAAAAAUAAUUUUUUUGAUGCUGAUCUUUGACUUUUGAAAAAAAAAUUCGUGUUGGAGCAACCGAAGAAGAAAUAUCAAAAAUAAUUUUUACAGUACUCUGGACCUUCCGAAUGGUUACGGUAGAGAUCGAUGCUCUUCUGAAAUCUCAAACCGACAAGAUCAUUUGUCGCCCAACUACACCAAUCCCACUUUUCUCGUAGAAAUGGGUGAGUUUUUUUCUUUUUUAUUUGAAAAUAUAAAUAUGAUUUUGCAGAUGGGGAAGACGGUUUGAAGCCUAGUGUCGACAACACAAAACGAGGUUUUUUUUUAAAUGAAUGACUUUUUUGGUGAAAGGGUAUUUUUUAAGGCUUCUGUCAAUUAAAUUGUUUUUUUCCAAAUUGAAGAGCUUAAUUUUUCCAUACACCGGACUUCGAAAAAGUUAAAAAUUCUCGUCUUUUCCAGAAAGCGUGACGAGCUUCAGCCGCUCGAAAUCCUUCAACCAUUCCGCCGAACAUCCCGAUUACCAAAAGAAGUACUAA